AUGACGCACAUAAACAGAGAGAGUUCCCAGCAGAUCCGCCUCAUGAGGGCGAGCGGAAAGUCAGUGCACGAGAUCCAGAAACAUUUUGCGAGCCGGGGCAUUGAGGUGUCUCUGAGGACGGUCAGGUAUCACUUCAAGGAGAGACAGCCGCGCAGCUCAUGGCCCAGGAAACUGCACGGCGAUAUCCUGACCGCCAUUGAUGAUGUGACAAAGAGCAGCAAGAAGAUGAAGGCCGAAGCGUUACAGCAGAAACUGCAAGCGGAGUUUGGAGUUCAGCUGAGCGUGACGAGCGUCCGCCGCGCCCGCAGGAACCUUGGGUGGAAAUUUGGCAAGAACGUCUUCUACCCGGUGACUAAAGACCUGAACCGAAGAGCGAGGCUGAGUCAAGCGGUUCGGUGGAUCGAGUCCGGAGAGACGUGGCACGAUGUUCUGUUCACAGACGUAACGACGGUAACUCUAGAGCGCAAACCCACUUUAUGCCUCCGAAGAAACGGCCUUCUGGUUGACAGACCAAAGUGCAAAAACCCCGUCAGGUUCCACGCUUGGGGAAUGAUUUCGAGACACGGCGUAGGUCCGAUGGUGGUCUUUGAAGGGACCAUGGACACGGAGUACUUUGAGACGUCCAUCAUCAAACAGAGAGUAGCGCCGUACAUCAGGGAACAUUUUGGACCUCAUCAUCGCUUCUUCCAGGAUAAUGACCCGAGGCAUACCGCCUCCGCACUCUGCAUCGAGUCUGAAGGAAUCAACUGGGUCCGGACUCCGCCAGAGUCCCCGGAUUUGAACCCCCUCAAGUCCGUUUGGCACUCAAUGAAAAACUUUAUCAGAAAGGAAGUGAAGCCUCGAACAAGACUGGAGCUUCUGCGAGCGAUGGAGACCUUUUGGGACACAAGUCUGACCCGUGAGGUCUGUAAUGAAGCUAUUACAGGCCUAUCAAAAGCACUCGGACUGAUUGUGAAGAACAAAGGAGGGCCUUGUGGGAAGUGAUCACGGGUCCAAAGAUGUAAAAAGACUUUCUUUUUUAUUGAUUCAGACUGUGCUUUCAAAAU
Messenger RNA from Eleginops maclovinus (Patagonian blennie), 1046 nucleotides. RefSeq lists its product as uncharacterized. Gene Ontology annotation, molecular function: nucleic acid binding. The transcript has 2 exons. The coding region runs from base 1 to 984 and encodes 327 amino acids. NCBI's taxonomy places the organism in Eukaryota, Metazoa, Chordata, Actinopteri, Perciformes, Eleginopidae. The record is from RefSeq and is a predicted model, not a curated record.